Fusarium mangiferae is the source of this 1926-nucleotide messenger RNA. RefSeq lists its product as uncharacterized. The record is from RefSeq and is a predicted model, not a curated record. Bases 1 to 1926 code for a protein of 641 amino acids. The transcript has a single exon. Lineage: Eukaryota; Fungi; Ascomycota; Sordariomycetes; Hypocreales; Nectriaceae.
AUGUGGCUCAUUAAUACCAAAACCUACAAAUUGGAGAACUUUGUUAAUCCGCCACGUAUCUACUCCAUUCUGUCUCACACAUGGGAAGGAGACGAAGUUCUUUUUCAAGACAUGGAGAGCCUCCCUCACGCACGAAGCAAGGCAGGAUGGAAAAAGAUCGAAAUGACUUGCAAAGCAUCCCGUCGAACCAACAUCUCUCACACCUGGGUUGAUACCUGUUGCAUCGAUAAAAGAAGCAGCGCUGAGCUUAGUGAGGCUAUCAACUCCAUGUUUGCGUGGUAUAAGCAGUCUUCGAUAUGCUACGUUUACCUCUCCGACUUAGUCUUCCCGCGCUCGCCGGUUUACUCGCUCAUGCCUAAGUCACUUGCAGCUUUGGCUUUUUCUAAACUCGAACAUAAGCUCAUGACUUGUCGAUGGUUCACUAGAGGUUGGACUCUUCAAGAGUUGAUUGCCCCCGGCCAGGUUAGGUUCUACGACCAAAAUUGGAAUCUAAUCGGGUCAAAGGUUCCAGUAUCAGGCUCGCGGUUCAUCAAGAUCCUGGAAAGGUUGACAGGCAUCCCGAGUUCAGUAUUGGAAUACACGGGCGAUAUCGCCACCAUCCCGGUUGCACAAAGAAUGUCUUGGGCAGCGAGGAGAGAAACGACCCGGGUUGAAGAUAUUGCCUAUUGCCUUUUGGGGAUUUUCGAUAUCAAUAUGCCUCUUUUGUACGGAGAAGGUUCAAAGUCUUUUUUUCGGCUCCAGGAAGAGAUUGCAAAGAACUAUGAUGAUCUUAGCCUUUUCGCUUGGAAACAAGACUCCUCUUCGUAUGGUAUUGGUGUACUUCGAGGAUGCUUUGCCAAUUCACCGGCCGAGUUUGCUCACUGGCUGCACAUUGAAAUAAAGGACAAGCGUUUCGAAUCUGGUAUGGAAGUCACCAGCAAAUAUGUCCAGAUGGACGGUCGAGUCCUUAGACAGGAAGAUCAUCCAGCAGACACCAGGCAAGGCGUGGAUUGUAUACUCGACCUGGGUAUAAGGGACCCUGAUGAUGAGAACAAUUCUCUGGGAAUUCUUUUGAAGAGCUCUGGCAGAAGUAAUACUUACUUUCGAUUGAGGCCCUACGAGCUAAUCAAGUUGCCGCCGAAAACGGUCUUGGUUUAUGACGACGGCUCCUAUGAUGAGUUAUAUGAUGAUUUCGACUCUGACUUUCUUCGUCGGGAGAAUGAAGAGGCGCUGGGUGACUUGGAGCGAAAGACUAUCUCCAUCAGAAAGUCCAUUUCAAUCCAGGAAACUCGUAUGAUGGGUCAUCACCAAAGUCCUGUAUGCAAGAUCCAUUGGCAUGAAGACGUAUUGAAGGUUCUCAAAUCGGUCAAUGGCCGGAGCACUAGAGAAUUUAUACCCUCGUUUAGAUGUCAUGCGAGUUCUGCGUUCCACGACGAUGGGACACUUACUUGGGUCACUGAUUUUGAGCUACAAAUUGACCCUCAACACGUCGUCUCAUUUGUGCUUGCGACCGGACUACAAUGGACAUCCCACAAUUCUCGCCAUUUGACUGGCCUCGCCCAGGUAACGCCAUGCAGCCAAUACUUCUGGGCAGUUCUACUCGGUGAAGGGCAAGCUUGCGCUAUAAGCGAAAGAGAGAACUGCAAUCACCAAUUAACUGCAACUGAGAUACCAGACAAAAUUCACGAGGACAAUUCUGCGAUAGUAAGGCAGAUCAAACAGAUGGAUCACCGUGAGAGAGGAAUAUUUCUCCGUGAAUUUUUCUUGGAACGCUACAGUAAUGAAUCGUAUAAUAUGUUUGAUGAAAGUUGGCUUGGGCUCGUAAGGGUUCCUUCGCCUCUUGACAAAAGGUUGCCUAGUUGCGAUGUAUGGAUAAAAACUACGGGUUGGCUGUUAGGUGGUUAUGGGAUGGUCGAUAUCAACAUUAGGCCAUGCCAUAAAUCAUGA